AUGGCGGAUCCUCUUAGUUUACUUCGACAAUAUAAUGUAAAUAAAAAAGAAAUUGUUGAACGUGAUAACCAAGUGAUAUUUGGAGAGUUCUCUUGGCCGAAAAAUGUUAAAACUAACUAUAUUAUGUGGGGGUCAGGGAAGGAAGGUAGCGACAAAGAGUACUAUACCUUGGAAUGCUUAUUGUAUAUUCUUAAAAAUAUUACGCUUCCCCAUCCUAUGUAUGUAAAGCAAGCAGCUGCUGCUAACAUUCCACCCGUACGACGUCCUGAUCGAAAAGAUCUACUUGCAUAUUUAAAUGGAGAGACAGCAACUUGUACAUCAAUAGAUAAAAGUGCACCUUUAGAAAUACCGACACAGGUAAAACGCUCCCAUGAUCCAGAUGGAGGGGAGUCAGCGGCCAAGAAACCUCGUAUUGAGGAAACACAUGUUCAGAAAGUUCGUGAACAGCUUGCGGCUCGUCUGGAUGCCCCAAAGGAAGCUUCCGUUACUGUGGAUAACAUAAAAUCUCUCUCAGAAGCUAUGUCAGUAGAAAAAAUUGCUGCCAUAAAAGCUAAGCGUCUUGCUAAGAAAAGGACUACCAUAAAAAGUAAUGAUUACGCUGACACAUUAGGAGUAGUCGGAUCUGACUUAAGGGCUAUUCUCGACUACGAUGUAGAUCUGACAAAAGAUAUUAUUAGUAGAGAAAGACAAUGGAGAACUAGAACAACAGUAUUACAGAGCAAUGGAAAGACUUUUGCUAAGAGCAUUUUAGCAUUGCUCGGAAGCAUCAGAGCUAGAGAGGAAGGCAGGCCGGGAGCAAUGAGGCCCCAACCAGUUGUGAUGCCACCGCCUGCGAGUAUACCAGCACAGCAAACACAAUACAACAGAUACGACCAGGAAAGAUUUAUUAGGCAAAAAGAAGAAACCGAGGGCUUUAAAAUUGAUACUAUGGGUACAUACCACGGUAUGACACUCAAGUCGGUGACAGAAGGUCCUAGCGUGCCGGUGUCGGCUCGCACACCACAAACACCAACUCACACUCGACCAACUCAACAGAACGGUUCAAUCCCGGGUACUCCUGGUCGUCGUGAGUUAUUGCCGGCGGCUGCGGCCCGCACUCCGCCCUCUACCGGCAAACGACCCUCGCGCACACCCAUCAUCAUCAUCCCCGCCGCCGCCACCUCACUCAUCACCAUGUACAACGUCAAGGACAUGCUGCAGGAUCUCAAAUUUGUACCCGUGGAGCAAAAGAAAGCAGAAGGCGCUGUCCGAGAAAAUGAAGUGUUGCUUCAAAGGAGAAAGGGUCCAGCUGCGGACCAAGUUCCUAAUAAUGCUACAACAAUAACAGUACCAUAUCGCGUAGUUGAUAAUCCUGGAAGACUGUCGGCCGCUGAAUGGGAUCGUGUGGUAGCUGUGUUCGUCCAAGGCCCCGCUUGGCAGUUCAAAGGAUGGCCUUGGGACGGAAAUCCUGUUCAAAUAUUCGCUAACAUUUGCGCGUUUCAUCUGAAGUUCGACGAGUUGAAGCUGGAUGCGAACGUGGCUCGCUGGGCCGUCACAGUACUGAACCUUAGUCGCACCAAGCGCCAUCUAGACCGGGCCGUGUUACUCGCUUUCUGGGAGACACUUGAUAAGUAUGUAAACCAUAUAGAACCAUAA
Danaus chrysippus (African queen) is the source of this 1635-nucleotide messenger RNA. The record is from the annotation of a GenBank genome assembly. Lineage: Eukaryota; Metazoa; Arthropoda; Insecta; Lepidoptera; Nymphalidae.